AUGAAGAUGGAGAUGGAGAAAGUGGACAGAAUGGAGGACAUUUGGGAGGGGAAAUCUACAGCCGUGGCUCCUCUACCCACCCUGUUCCUGGUGGCUCUGGUGGGCCGACUUGUGGCCCAGGCUCUGGACUGCCACGUGUGUGCCUACAGUGGGGAGAACUGCUUCAAGCCCAUGUGCUGCCUGGCCGUGGUCACCUACGGCACAACUACACAGACUUACUACACCCCAGUCAGGAUGAAGGUGAGCAAGCCUUGUGUGCCCAGCUGCUUUGAGACCAUAUACAAUGGCUGCUCCAAGCUCAUACGCACCACAUCCUGCUGCCAGCACAACCUCUGUAAUGGCUCUGGCCUCUUGGCUCCCUGGCCCCUGGCCCUGGUCCUCAUACUCCUGGUCACCCUCGGGAGUCUGCUGUAA
Molecule: messenger RNA, 414 nt
Organism: Budorcas taxicolor (takin)
Lineage: Eukaryota; Metazoa; Chordata; Mammalia; Artiodactyla; Bovidae
Product: ly-6/neurotoxin-like protein 1
Exons: 2
Coding region: 1-414 (137 amino acids)
Source: RefSeq, a predicted model, not a curated record